Molecule: messenger RNA, 2130 nt
Organism: Elaeis guineensis (African oil palm)
Lineage: Eukaryota; Viridiplantae; Streptophyta; Magnoliopsida; Arecales; Arecaceae
Product: long chain base biosynthesis protein 1b
Biological process (GO): ceramide biosynthetic process; sphingosine biosynthetic process
Cellular component (GO): endoplasmic reticulum
Molecular function (GO): pyridoxal phosphate binding; serine C-palmitoyltransferase activity
Source: RefSeq, a predicted model, not a curated record
AAUGGCAUUUCCGUCAUUGGGGAAUAAAAAUACGGGCAUUGACCUCAGAAUCGGCGUCAAGCUCUCCAACGAUGACCCCGCCCCAUCCCUCCCCAUGAAUCCCGUUUGAACGUUUCCUCUUUAGAAUCUCUCCAUGCGUGUAUAUAUAUUUUGUUCUAGUGCCGUGUAGAUCUCAGAGGACAAAUCCCAAGCGGUUUAAUUAGGGUUAGGGUAUCGCAGUUUCUCAGAUUGUUGAGAGUGGAAAGCAAAGCCGAGCUGAGAUUUAAAUUGGAUAAUCACCAAGUGGUUUGAUUUCCACUCAGUGGCAUAAAAUUGCAAUUUGUUUGGCAUAUUGGAGCUCUUUGCGGUAGGAGCGAAAACCAUGGCUUCGGCUGUUAUGAAUGUCACGGCAACGGUACUAGAUUGGAUGUCCGCGGCAUUUGAUGCUCCACUUGCCAGGGCAGUUGUUUUCGGGGUUCAUAUUGAUGGGCAUCUGGUUAUUGAAGUGCUCCUCAUCGUAGUCAUACUGUUCCAGCUCACAAGGAAGAGCUACAAGCCUCCCAAAAAGCCACUGACUGAGAAGGAAAUAGAUGAACUUUGUGAAGAAUGGGUCCCAGAAUCUCUUCAUCCACCUAUCACAGAGGAAAUGCUAGCUCAACCUCCUACUUUGGAGAGUGCUGCUGGGCCCCACAGUAUAAUAGAUGGGAAAGAAGUUGUGAACUUUGCAUCGGCAAAUUAUCUUGGACUGGUUGGCAAUGAGAAGAUAAUUGAUUCAUGCAUUACUUCAGUGGAGAAAUAUGGUGUUGGUUCUUGUGGUCCUCGUGGUUUUUAUGGGACAAUUGAUGCCCACCUUGAUUGUGAGACCAGAAUAGCAAAGUUCCUGGGAACCCCAGAUUCUGUUCUCUAUUCUUAUGGAAUUUCUACAAUCUUCAGUGUUAUUCCAGCUUUUUGCAAGAAAGGAGAUAUCAUUGUUGCUGAUGAGGGUGUUCACUGGGGAGUGCAAAAUGGACUUUACUUAUCAAGAAGUACGGUUGUUUAUUUCAAGCACAAUGAUAUGGCAUCAUUGGAGAGCACCUUGAAUAAAAUCACUCGUGGAAAUAAGCGAGCAGAAAAGAUACGGCGCUAUAUUGUUGUUGAAGCUGUAUACCAGAAUUCUGGUCAAAUAGCACCAUUGGAUGAGAUUGUCAGACUGAAAGAGAAACACCGUUUCCGGCUUGUGUUGGAUGAAAGCCAUUCAUUUGGUGUGCUUGGAAAAUCUGGGAGAGGCCUUGCUGAAUAUUGUGGGGUUCCGAUUGAGAAAAUUGAUAUAAUAACUGCUGGAAUGGGGAAUGCCUUGGCAACUGAUGGAGGCUUUUGCACUGGAAAUGUCAGAGUUGUUGAUCACCAGCGUCUCAGUAGCUCUGGCUAUGUCUUUUCUGCAUCGUUGCCUCCCUAUCUUGCAAGUGCGGCAAUUACUGCAGUUGAGUACUUGCAGGAAAAUCCAUCUGUCCUUGAAACACUCAGGAGCAAUAUCGCUUUAUUGCAGAAAGGCUUGGCUGAUGUACCAGGACUAACAAUCACUAGCCAUCCUUUAUCACCUAUCGUGUUUCUGAAACUUAAAAAAUCAACAGGCUCAGCAAAGACUGACUUGCAGCUUCUUGACACUAUUGCUGACAGGGUCUUGAAAGAAGAUUCGGUUUUUAUUGUGACCUUGAAAAAGUCUACUCUGGACAAAUGUCGCCUUCCUGUUGGCAUCCGCUUGUUUGUUUCGGCAGGUCAUUCUGAAUCUGACCUACUGAAAGCAUCUGAGUCGUUGAAGAGGGUUGCAGCAUCGGUGCUGGCUGAGCUUCUUUGAGGUUCUGUUUGCCAAUGAAGGAGCAGGAGCAGGUCAAAUUAUAUCAGCAUUUUGGUUUUCCCCCAUCGCUUGAAUAUUGUCGUUUAUGUGGGUCUAGAUAUGUAUAUAAGCCAAAUUCUUUUGCCACCCAGGAUGUGCUUUCAUGGUUCUAGAAAAUUCUGAAAGCAGGUAGAAAUUCUGUAUAAUAGGGAUUUGCUUUAAUUUUCUGAAUUUCUGCAUUUUCUUUUGCUCAGAUAUCCCUUGGAACCGGGGGAAGCAGUCUUGCAUGUAGUCUUAAACCAUUUAAAUAAGAAGUUUGCAUCAUUUCAUUGAACGAA